Molecule: messenger RNA, 4653 nt
Organism: Elaeis guineensis (African oil palm)
Lineage: Eukaryota; Viridiplantae; Streptophyta; Magnoliopsida; Arecales; Arecaceae
Product: polyadenylation and cleavage factor homolog 4
Biological process (GO): mRNA 3'-end processing; termination of RNA polymerase II transcription
Cellular component (GO): mRNA cleavage factor complex; cytoplasm
Molecular function (GO): mRNA binding; RNA polymerase II complex binding
Source: RefSeq, a predicted model, not a curated record
CAGGGCACGCGCCCGUUUCCCCGACACCGAGCACAACCUCGCGUUUUUUUCCCUUCCCUCUCCCUAGUCCCAUGGCACCUCUCGAUCCAAACCCUAGCCCUAACCCCCAAAAUCCCAGUUGAAGGGGGCGAGAAAGCCGAGAGAGCGGGAAGGAUCGGGGCUUGGAUGGAGGAUGAGGGGCUCUCCUCCUCACGGGGGAACCCUAGAUUCCCGCAGGGGGACCGCCCCCCGCGGCCGGCGCCGGUGGCGGAGCCGCAGCCCCCACCGGGCCGUUCACUCCCGACGAUCCUAGACCGGUUCCGUGCCAUGCUCCGGGAGAGGGACGAGGAGCUGCGGGAGGCGAUCGGUGAGGACCCACCCCCGCCCCCGACCGCUGGGGAAAUCGUCCGGCUCUAUGAGGAGCUCCUCUCGGAGCUCACCUUCAACUCGAAGCCCAUCAUCACCGAGCUCACCAUCAUCGCCGGCCAGCACCCCCAGCUCGCGGAGGGGAUCGCUGACGCCAUCUGUGCUCGGGUUCUUGAGGUUCCUCUGGAUCAAAAACUACCCUCCUUGUAUCUUCUGGAUAGUAUUGUGAAGAACAUAGGUCGUGAAUAUGUGAGGUAUUUUGCAGCUCGCCUUCCCAAGGUGUUUUGUGAGGCAUACAAUCAAGUCCAUCCUAGCCAGUAUCCUGCCAUGCGCCACCUUUUUGGGACUUGGUCCCAAGUCUUCCCUUUAUCAGUACUUCGCAAGAUUGAGGAUGAACUCCAAUUUUCUCCUUCUAAGAACAGCCAAUCAUCAGGAAUUACAAGUAUGAGGCAGUCUGAAUCUCCAUCUCCUCGUCCAUCUCAUGGCAUUCAUGUAAAUCCUAAAUACCUAGAAGCACGACAUCUGUUCAAGCAUUCAACAACGAUGCGUGCGGUAGAAAGUCAUGAUAAGGCGCAUAUGACUGAUUUUGAUGGAGAGCAAAUGGAGGGAAAUGCAUCAGAGGGCCUCAAAGGAUGGUCUGGAGGUUCUCCAAAAUUUCAUGACAUUGAACAUGCUAGAGGAGUUUCUUCCAGUUUGCAAGUUUAUGGGCAGAAAUCUUCCUUGCAAUGCAACGAGUACGAUAUUGAUCAUCCUGAGGUGCUUCCUUCACGAAGAGGGAUAGUAAGAACAGGUUCACCACUCACUGCAGCCACACGUGCAACCUCUAUAGUUGAAGUGGAAGGUCCAACCCGUCAUUCAAAGAGCAAGUUUUCAAGGUUUUCACCUCCACCAAUAAUUGGACCACGAAAAUCAGUAUCACCUCCCACUGACAGAUUCUCAAGACGUACUUCUCCCAGGAGGGUUCUUAAAAGGACUUCUCCAUCUCAUUCAGAAGCUGGCAGAGGGACUAAUCAGAACGGUCGGUUUGAGAGGAGCUGGCCUUGUGAUGAUGCUACCGAGCAAGUAAAAUCUUCCAUGGCAUUCAGCCUUAAUAGUGGAUAUGCCAAGCAGCACUCAAGAGACCUAAUUGAUGCAUAUGGAAAUUGUAGAGGGAAAAGCACUUCUCUUGAAAAGCUUCCAAAGGUACAACGGCUUGAUGUAAAUGGCAUAGCUAGUGAGGCAGCCACUAGAAAAUGGAAGAAUUCUGAGGAAGAAGAGUAUGUUUGGGAGGAUAUGAGCCCAACUUUAUCGGACCGAAGUAGAAGAAAAAGCCAGCCACCCUUAGGGCCCAGUACUGGAAACUUAAGCAUAAGGGGUGGUUUAACUAGACCAGAUGCUUCACUGCUGGAACAUGAUUUUGGAAGGCACAGUUGGCCUGGCCAAGCUCAGCUGCCUGCAAUUGAUGAUCCUGCUUAUACUGUUGAAGAUAGGAUACAUUUCUUUGGUAAUGCUCAUGGAUCAAUGAAUAGGAAGUAUCUGGAUGGCAUAGUAAAUCAGCACAAGUUGUUGGCAGACAGUCAGGGUUCUCACCACACGCAUGAACCUCGGAAGUUGCCUUACAUGUUCCCACAAUCUUCACAACAGAGCCUUAGUCCACGGUUGCGAGGAAGGGCUUCUCAGAUGCCUGUUGCAGCAAGUGGAAUAACACCUUCAAUUGGUAAUAAAUUGCCCAAUCUUUACGAAAAUACACCAGAUAUGGAAGUGGCAUUUCAGACAUUAUCAAGCUCUCAUUCUGACCCUUUUAAUGUGGACACAUCCACAUUGGAGAGGUAUUUGCCACAAAGACCACAUUCACCCCCUCAUGCUCCAACUGUAUGGCCUCCAGUUCAUAAAUCUCAGCCGCUGCCUCUACUACCUGUUCCUCCAAAUCAAAAGCAGUGUAAAAGUCCUUUUGACUUUCUAGAAGCUAACAAGCCUUUACUGAACCAAGGCCCAGAAUCAUCUUUCUAUUUUUCUCAGCAUCAGAAUGACACUGCUGAUAGAAAAAAUUUGAACUCAAAUAAGUUGCUUCAAGUACCAUAUCAACAGCCUGGCUUAGCUCUUGAGAAUCGUCAGAGCCAUGAACGAGGCACUACCAUGCAAAUACAAGCUCAGGAGGCUCACAGAGGCUUAAUUCCAUCUGCACCAGCUCAGCUUUCAUCUCAUCUAGUGGCUCAGCCCUUAAAUCAUGUACAAUCAUCAGGACAGGGUGUUGCCAUGGUUUCAGUUUUGCCUAAUCCAUUAUCUCGGUUACCUUCUUCUGUGGCAAUGAACAAUAUGCCUGAUACCUCUUUACUUGUGGAUGCUAGCAUUUUACCUCCUUUGCCUCCAGGACCACCUCCUGCCUCAUCACAGAUGGGACCUGUUUCUCAAAAUGCGGGCUCUGUGGUAUCUAGCUCACCUGCUAGUGCAUUUUCUGGUCUGAUCAGUAGUCUUAUGGCACAGGGUUUGAUAUCGCUGAAUCCACCAGCCCCAUCACAGGAUUGUGUGGGGGUAGAAUUUAAUGCUGAACUUCUUAAGGUGCGGCGGGAGUCGGCAAUUAAUGCUUUGUAUACUGAUCUUCCAAGGCAAUGCACAACAUGUGGCUUACGUUUCAAGCGCCAAGAAGAGCACAGCAGUCACAUGGAUUGGCAUGUGACUAAAAACAGAAUAUCUAAGUAUCGCAAGCAAAAGCCAUCGCGCAGAUGGUUUGUAAGUGCAAAGGAAUGGCUUAGUGGGGCAGAAGCACUUGGAAAUGAUGUUGUUCCUGGCUUUUUGCCCACCGAAGCUGUUACAGAGAAGAAGGAAGAUAAAGAAAUGGCAGUCCCUGCAGAUGAAAAUCAGACAGUGUGUGCAUUAUGUGGGGAGCCUUUUGAGGAUUUUUAUAGUGAUGAUACUGAGGAGUGGAUGUACAAAGGGGCAGUAUAUUUGAAUGCUCCAGAGGGAUAUAGUGAAGGUUUAGACAGGUCACAGUUGGGCCCCAUUGUCCAUGCCAAGUGCAGAUCUGAGUCUACGGAAGGAUCUGGACAAGCUUAAGGGGGAAACUAAUGACAAGUGUGGUUGGCUUAAAGAAUUGCGGCUUAAAUUAACCUGUAAAUUACUUGGAGCAUUGCAGGCCGUUAUGGUAUGCACAGCUUUAUCUUUUUUCCCCGAAUAAUGAAGCCUGUGUACCAUAGCAUCAUGUUAAAUAUUGUACAUGUAAAUUGGCUUUCUGUAAAUUUCUCUGUUGUCAAAGUCUGUAAAUUUCAUGCAUCUACUUUUCCUCCCAUACAUUUUGCUUUUACAUCAGCGAUCCUGCGAGCUUUGGUCAUUCCUGCAGUCAUUUGAUUUUUCAGCCGUUAGGUUUAAAGAUACCAUGCAUCAUAGGAAGUCGUUACCUGCUAUCAAUCCUCUCUAUUUAGGGAGGUUUACUGCUGCUCCUUUUUCCCCUUUUAUUACAGUAAUUUGCAGGGGAAUCAAUAAUUUUUUGAGCAGAUAGCCUUUCAGUGCCCUGUCAAUCAUUGAUUUGGUGAGCACAGAUGCUUUGAAGAACAGGAAAUGCAUAUGCAGCCAUGCCAGCAGUAGCCGCCAUGUAACUUUUCUAAUGUGCCCUUUUUUCUUCUCUCUUUUGCUAUUUUCUCGGUUAUUGGCUUCCCUCUUCAUUUUGUGUUGCAACAAUGUUUUAACUCUUGUUAGGAUGGCAAAUACUUUAUUGUGGGUGGUCUAUGAGAAGGGUGGAUUAGUUUGCUCUUUCAAUUUGCUGUAUUCUAUGUUCACAUAAACUGACAGUAUCCUUCCCUAUGUACUGUCUUGACGAGUGUUAAUAAACUGUAUGUUUCCCAUUUUAAUAUCAGCCAACAUUCAGUGGAAGGCCUUUGGGGCCUAAAAGGAUCAUGCACUGUGUGAUGACCAUGCUGUAGCGCACCGCGGGAUCACGAUCUGUCAAAGCCAGUGAUAGAUGGAAAUCUUUGCAGGCGAUGGGCUUAUUGCCUGUGUUAUAGUGAUUUAGUCUCUCCCGGAUUGUAAUGUUGGUUGGAGUCCGGAGUUUCAGCUCGACCAAUUCAGAUUGUGUCUGGUCUGAAGGAUGAGGUGAUACAAUCAGAUGCAACCUUUCAUGAUGUUGUGAUAACAGCCUGUGAUUCAUGUUGAAGGUUUUCACCAUGGAUCGUAGCAACUCAUUUUUAGUUUUACGCUAUGAUUGCACUUGAUUGUGUGGUGUGACAGAGAAAUUCGGCCACAAUCUUGAAGUGUCCAGUUCCGAUAACCUCUGGAGCAGAUGUUGAUUCUGGUUAGUGUACGUAAAUUAGAUGAGAAUGAGAUCCUUGAAUUGGU